GCUUAACGUUUCAGUGUUGCAGUCAUGGCCAAAGCGUUUGCUGUGAUGUUGCUGCUCUUCAAUGCACUGGGAUUAAAUACCGGAAUCAAACUGGAUGGAAAUGGAUACACUGACAUUCUUGUAGCCAUCAACCCAGCCGUGCCUCAGAAUGAAAACAUUAUCAAUCAAAUCAAGGCAAUGAUUACCAGUGGAUCAGAAUAUCUGCUGAUGGCUAUGGACAACAAAGUGUUCAUCAAGGAUGUGAAAAUACUAGUACCACCAAACUGGAGCGGAUCAUACGAGAAAGCAAGGAGAGAAACCUACGACAAGGCCAACAUAAUUAUUGACAGUCCUCACCCAGCAUAUCGUGAUGAGCCAUACGUAAAACAGAUGAAAGGUUGUGGAGAGGAGAGCGAGUACAUUCACUUCACGCCAAACUUCCUCUUAAACGACAAUCUUCUUAAUGCAUAUGGGCCUAGAGGCAAGGUGUUUGUUCAUGAAUGGGCUCACCUCAGAUGGGGGGUAUUUGAUGAAUAUAAUGAGAAAGAGCCAUUCUACUUUUCUCAAAACCAGCAGAUCCAACCUACAAGAUGUAGCACACAGGUUUCUGGACAUUGGUUUGAAAUAAUCAAUGGACAUGCUACGCUUUGCCGUUACGAUGAUACUUGGUUACCCACCAAGGAAUGUCAGUUCUUUCCAGACAAAGACCAAAAAACCAGCGCUUCAGUAAUGUACAUGCCAAGCUUAGACUCCGUGACAGCAUUUUGUCAUGAAGGGGACCACAACAUUGAAGCCCCGAACACGCAGAACCAGAAAUGUGACAACAAAGCUACACGUACAGUGAUUUUUCAACACUCUGUAGACAAAGACGCCCUUCAGACUUUAAAACCUCUACAGUCUGCGCCACCAGCUCCAAAAUUCACUGUGAUACAGAGGCGAAGUCGGGUCGUCUGCCUCAUCCUUGAUGUCUCUGGAAGCAUGCAGGGCCAAAGAAUACUUCGACUACAGCAAGCUGCAACGAUUUUCCUAAGAGAGAUUGUGGAGGAGGGAGCAUAUGUGGGAAUUGUCAAGUUUAGUACCAGUGCAGACAUUAUAAGCUCAUUGACUAAAAUAGAAGGUUAUGCAAGAGAAAGUUUGAUAAGUAAGUUGCCAGAUACUGCAUCUGGAUCUACAAACAUGUGUACUGGACUUAAACUAGGCUUUGAGGUCCUUCAGCAGGAUGAUAAAAGCGCCGUAGGAGAUGAUGUGAUUUUUCUGACAGAUGGUGAAGCGACAGAUGAUAUUCAGAGUUGUUUAAAGUCAGCUGUGAAUAGUGGUGCCAUAAUCAACACUAUAGCAAUGGGGCUGAGUGCCUCUAAUGUGCUGGUAACCAUGGCAAAUCAAACAGAUGGAAAGUUCAUUGUCGCUGAUGAGAAUUUGAUUUCCAACCAGCUCGUGGAUGCCUUUUCUUCGUUUACAAUGUCAGAUGGAGAUCUCACCAAACUGACAAUACAGCUUGUGAGCACUGGAAGUUCUACUACUGGUUGGUUCAAUGGAACAGUGCCCAUAGACCGCACUGUGGGAAACAGCACCACCUUUACGAUAAUCUAUGAAAGAAGUGCACCCACUGUGAGCAUACAUGCGCCAAGUGGUUCAGCGUAUGAUCAGACUCGUAUGACUCAUAAUGCAGCUACAAAGACACUGACUUUAAAUAUUCCUGGAACUGCAGAGCCUGGAGACUGGAGAUACAGCUUCUUCAACACAGAAUCAACUGCUCAGGCGAUGACUUUAACAAUAACAAGUCGAGCAGCUCGUGACGAUGUACCUCCAGUCAUGGUUAAGGCCCAGAUGAACCAGCUAGCUAGUGAUGGCAGUAAACCCAUGGUAGUGUUUGCUGAGGUCAGUCAGAAUCACGUUCCUGUGUUGGGGGCCAAAGUCAUGGCCACCUUGCAAUCAGAUACUGGAUAUUCAGAAGACUUAUUCCUCCUGGAUAACGGAGCAGGAGCUGAUAAUUUCAAAAACGAUGGCAUCUAUUCUAGAUAUUUCGCAAAAUUAAUCAGUGGAAGGUACAGUCUGAAAGUGCGGGUGAUACCCCAGGAGGGAGCCAUCCGUGGUUCACACAACAGAAACAGUGGUGCUCUGUAUGUCCCUGGAUAUAUAGUGGACGGUAAAGUGCAGCUAAAUCCUCAGAAGCCCCCAGUGAGUGUGCAGUCGGCAGAUGUAGGCAGGUUCAUCAGAACAGCCACUGGGGAGAGUUUUGUGGUAAAUGUGCCCAAAGGUGUGACCACAAAGUUCCCCCCUGCAAAGAUCACAGACCUGAGGGCUAAAAUCCAGGUGGACACUAUAUUUCUCAGCUGGACAGCUCCUGGCGAGGACUUUGAUUUUGGAACAGUUGAAUCUUAUGACAUUAGGUGGAGCAAACAUUUGAAGACAAUUCUGUACAACUUCAGGAAUGCUACUCCAGUAAACACAUCUGCACUCCAUCCCCAAGAGGCAACCUUAGAUGAACAGUUUUCCUUCCUGCCUGAAGUUGCCAUCAAAAAUGGAACCACACUGUUCUUCGCUAUUCAGUCACAGGACAAGCAGGCACUGAAGUCUGAGGUAUCGAAUAUCGCUCAAGUGACAAAGUUUGUCCCGAGUCCCAAACCUCCAGAAAUUUCAGAACCACCCCUGAAACUCAUAAUCAGUAUAGUCACUAUAGCCUGUGCUGUAGCUAUUUUGGCCUGUAUCAUAGCUACUAUAACCGUAUGGGCAUUAAAACGAAAGAAGGCGGUGAAAGAAAGUGGAGGGGCUUAGCUUUGCAGAACAUUUCAACCAUUAGUGGCUCAUUUACAUAAGACCAACUCAUCUUUCACUCUUUAUUAUUAACAGUUUUGUAUAAGGUCUUCCUGUCAGUGCCGUUCUAUGAAAUCACACUUUUCCAAUUUCUUUACGAAGAGCUUCUAAGAUAAUUUUAUAGGAAUAGCGAACUUUACUUAUUUAGGAAUUUAUGGGACUGCUUUUUUGUGGGAACAGACUUGGCUCAGUCGAGUCUGUAGCUCUGGGAUGUGAAUCAACUCCUACGUCAGAACCUUUUCUGACGUAAUACUGCUUUGCACCCGUUUUUGUUUUUUCUUCUAGUUUCUCUCAAGAUUUACUCUGAAAUGUGUCAUACUUUCACAUGACGCAAACAGCAAUGUGAACAAAUUAAAUACCCCAAAAUAAAGUGUAAUAAAUGUGUUUAAUAGAAACAAUUAAAAAUGAUUAUAUGUUCUUUUUAAAGUGUUCAUUAAGUUUGGUAGCUUUUCAAUAAAGGUGAUGAUUGGGUCUUAC
Messenger RNA from Pygocentrus nattereri (red-bellied piranha), 3270 nucleotides. RefSeq names its product calcium-activated chloride channel regulator 4A-like. Gene Ontology annotation, molecular function: intracellularly calcium-gated chloride channel activity. Gene Ontology annotation, biological process: chloride transport. Bases 25 to 2754 code for a protein of 909 amino acids. Lineage: Eukaryota; Metazoa; Chordata; Actinopteri; Characiformes; Serrasalmidae. The record is from RefSeq and is a predicted model, not a curated record. The transcript is spliced from 14 exons.